This is a messenger RNA of Acanthisitta chloris (rifleman), 335 nucleotides long. It is a transcript of the gene MUSTN1, whose product is annotated as musculoskeletal, embryonic nuclear protein 1. Gene Ontology annotation, cellular component: nucleus. The transcript has 3 exons. NCBI's taxonomy places the organism in Eukaryota, Metazoa, Chordata, Aves, Passeriformes, Acanthisittidae. The record is from RefSeq and is a predicted model, not a curated record. Gene Ontology annotation, biological process: tissue regeneration; chondrocyte differentiation; chondrocyte proliferation. Bases 17 to 253 code for a protein of 78 amino acids.
AGAGAGCUCCGCAGUUAUGUCCCAGCCAGCCCCUGUGAAAAAGAAGCGUCCUCCAGUAAAGGAAGAAGACCUCAAAGGAGCCAGAGGAAAUCUUGCCAAAAACCAGGAGAUUAAAUCCAAAACCUACCAAGUGAUGAGGCAGUGUGAACAAAUGGGCUCUGCAGCACCUUCCGUAUUCAGCCGAGCUCGGACAGGGGGUGAAACUGUCUUUGAGAAACCGAAAGAUGAGCCAGCCAAGAGCGUCUUUGGCUGACAGCAGAGCUCGAUGUGUCUCACCCACAUGAUGGUUGUAACAUUUUCCCAAAUUUCUGUCCCUUACACUAAAGUUACUGUAG